GUGGUUUCCGGAACUUCGCCCGCGUCUCUGGGCUUUUGCUCUGUCAGGCUGGUGGCGUUUUGGUGUCUUCGUUUGUUAUGGCCGCUGCUGUCGCUAUGGAGACAGAUGAUGCUGGAAAUCGACUUCGGUUUCAGUUGGAGUUGGAAUUUGUGCAAUGUUUAGCCAACCCAAAUUACCUUAAUUUUCUUGCCCAAAGAGGUUACUUCAAAGACAAAGCUUUUGUUAAUUAUCUUAAAUACUUGCUUUACUGGAAAGACCCAGAAUAUGCCAAGUAUCUAAAGUACCCUCAGUGUUUACACAUGUUAGAGCUGCUCCAAUAUGAACACUUCCGAAAGGAGCUGGUGAAUGCUCAGUGUGCGAAAUUUAUUGAUGAACAGCAGAUUCUACAUUGGCAGCACUAUUCCCGGAAGCGGAUGCGCCUUCAGCAAGCCUUGGCAGAGCAGCAACAGCAAAAUAACACAUCGGGAAAAUGAAAAACUGGAUACAAACGAGGCACUUAAUACAUGUAUAUAAUGUAUUUCUUUUGUACAGUGAAGACAAAAAAAAUGAAAACUCUUCCUAUCUACCUUUAUUAUGGUAGCCCCUAGAACCUUUAGUGUGCUUUUUCAUCCAACUUUUUAUUGUUAAUAGACUAUUUCUGUUAAACCUGAAUUGUUCUUUGAUUUCCCUGUGGAUUUGUAAGGUGUUUUUCUUUUUUACGCAUUUAGCAUAAUCAGCUGAUUAAGAAUGGAAAAGUUAGGUGCUUUAGACCAAAUAAGGCACUGGGGCAUGGGGUAGGGGUGGGCCACCAAGUAUACUGAAUUCUAAGGCUAGCUGUUCCUGACAUAUAGUAGGGCAAGACCAUCUCCUGGAACCUUACUGUCUCAGAUCAACUACUCUACCACUCUACUCUAAGAUGUAGUGAGAGUAGCGGAGUCACUGACCUCUUUAAAUCAUAGGACAGGAACUGCAUAAAGGUUCUUGAAUUCUGCAGGACAGGAAAUAACUGUAUUACCUGCUUUGCAAGGUGGCUUUAAGAAUCACUGAAUCACUGUGGCCUCACUUGACCUAGUCAUGGCAGGACAACUAGUGGUUAGUUACUAACUGGACUCUUGACUUUAGAACAAACAUGAGGAGCCUCAAAUACUUGUGUUCAUUUGGGAAAGCUACCAUUGAUUUGGGAGGUACCACAAACCAGGUGCUAUGUUAAGUGCUUCCUUGAAUUCUCAUUUUAUUCUAAGAACCUUGUUUAUAGAAGAGAAAACUGAGGUUUGGACGGGGUGAGUAACUUGCCUGUGGUUACACAGCUAGUAAGUGGUAGAGUCAGUGUGACUGACUCCCAGCUUGGAGUUCUUCCCAGAACUGGGUUAUAGAGUCUUUCCGGCCGCUCUCCGCCACCUGCCUCAUCCCAAGUAAAGCACAUUGAGACAGCUGCAAAACAAACUGCUUCUAGUGCUCAGGAGUCUGUUUUUUAUUAAACAAAACAAAACUGCCUGAAUUAAGCAGAGGCUAGAUUAGAGGUCAUGUGCUUUCCUUCAGUGGUGAGGUUAGGUUCUACAUUCCAAAAUCAAAGAAGGGGUUUCAGGAAUAUCAUCAGUUGCUUUGCAGAUGGAGAUAACUUAAAAUAAAAGAUACUGAUCUUUUGAGAGA
Homo sapiens (human) is the source of this 1629-nucleotide messenger RNA. It is a transcript of the gene MED31, whose product is annotated as mediator complex subunit 31. The record is from RefSeq and is marked validated. Gene Ontology annotation, biological process: regulation of DNA-templated transcription; protein ubiquitination. Gene Ontology annotation, molecular function: ubiquitin protein ligase activity; transcription coregulator activity. NCBI's taxonomy places the organism in Eukaryota, Metazoa, Chordata, Mammalia, Primates, Hominidae. Gene Ontology annotation, cellular component: ubiquitin ligase complex; mediator complex; nucleus. The transcript has 4 exons. The coding region runs from base 78 to 473 and encodes 131 amino acids.